AUGAGCGUUGAAUUAAUAAACCCUCGUUUAUUUGCCGGUGUGGCAUCGAUCGAUUCCUAUCUGGAAAGUUGUGUCCCUCCCCGAGCGCACUUUCUCGUUGCAUAAAUUAUCGCAUCGCGCUUUUCGUCGAAACAGUCAUCAUCGAGCUUGGAAAAAUACAAAUCACCGAUUCAUCGGGCGGUGCUGCACAAGCCGAGCUAUUCAUCCGCGCAUCGAUAGAUUGUAUACCGAGAAUCGCCCUUAUUGACAUCGACCGAUGACUUUCCGAUUUAUUUUGAUUUUCGACUAUACGCGUAGUAAACACAUUUUGAGACGAUCAAGCAAGCCGUCGUCGUCGAGAAUCAAAUAUAGCUCGCAAAGCGCCGAGAAAAAUCGAACAACGCGCAGAAGCUAUAUAGUGCGAGCUAGCGCCGGGAGAUAUAAAUCUAAAUAGACGAGCGGCGCUCGAGAUCGUGAUUCAUGGUGGCCUCGCUCGCGCAUCAGCAGACGUAUAGUCGCGCGCGGGCGCGGCUGCGAUGGUAACCUAUCGAACGCAGAUAAAGCGCUCGAUCGGUCUCGCGAUAAAAAGCGUAUCGAAAGAGAGUAUAUCCAUACAGCCGCACGAAAUCCGACUCGUAUACUGAAAUUACCGUAUUACUAGCGAAUUCAUCAGCGCAGCUUCGUCGUACGGCGUGUGUGAGUGUGUGUGUGUGUGUGUAUACUUAAUAUUUGAUUCGGCGUAGUGUGGCAAGCAGAGACAUCAGGUGUAUAGGUGGGAUGUCUCUGUGUGCACAGAGAGCGACUAUACUGUGUUCUUCCCCUUCGCGCCGCGCGCCGCACGCGGGUUUAUCGUUCGAGGGAGGGGCGACGCGCCGUAUUAAAGAAGUGAAGCUGCCGGUCUGCCCCCACAGACUUACCUCAAAUUCCUUCAUAAUCAGUGCAUCCCGUAUAGGGGCAGCCGGACUCUCUCUCUCCUUUUCACUUUUGUUCCGCAACUACUUGCUUCUCUUUGUUUUAUUAUAAAGUACUAUCAUCGCGAUGUCGCUCCGUAUCAACUGCAAAGUCAACUCCAAACGUAGUCUGUACAAGUUCAGAAACAAGAACUCGGCAUGAAGCCUUUGACACGUGUCGAGGAAGUUUACGUUUCGGUCUAUAUAUUUAUAUCUCUCUUAGUUAAUAAUUGAGGAGAGCCUCUUGCGCAUACAAUUUUCUCGUGUCCGACACUUACGUGCGAUGAACAACACGACCAGCAGCCCGCCGCCGACUUAUCUUGUCUUUGGAGAAAUACCAGCAAUGACAAUAGAAGAAUCUAGAAGAUCCCAGCGGCCCUACAGGUAUGGCAUGGUUCUGCUGUGCGUCGGUGCCCUGAUCAACUGGUUGGGCCUGGCCGAGAACUACGUGGAACCUGUGCGGUACGUCGGGGUGGCCUGUAUCGUCGCCGGAGCACUGCUCAUCUGUGCCGCCAUGUGCUGCUGGCUACACGCACCUCCAACGAGGACUAACACGCAGACUCAGCGAACCACGCAUCCUCUCACUGCCCAGAUCGACGAUCCGAUCCACGUGAUUUCGAUCGAGGAGCCGUCGACUGGCGCGCGACAGAAGCCACCGGACUACGAGGCUGUGGCCGACGCGCCGCCCAGCUACGACGACGCCAUCAAGCUGAAUCCUGGACAGUUGGCCAGGUCCACCCAUCGAAGCAGUAUCGGAGCUACCUCUGCCAUCUCGAUCGAGCACACGAUACCCGGGACCGUCGUCGGGGUCGUCGUCCCAGCGAACGCCGCAGUCGCGGUUAUCGCCGAGCCGCCCACUCUCACACCACCGCCACCUUACGCGAGGUGAAGCUUCGUUCCCGAAGCCUCGUGCUUCUCGCGAACAGGACUUAGGACGAUUCGCUAGCUGGACUUUGUUUGCGCGUCUACAACAACGCCGACGACUGCCUGCAGAAUCCUAGACGGCUGAGCAGUGCACCACAAAUGCGUCUCCGCGAGUGGAUCGAAACGUGCAAGGACGACUAUGGUUAAACAAACAAUAUCGCUCACCACGACGAAGCACGUGGUCUGUGUAUCCGAUGUACAUAAUCUACGUAAUAAUUACGAUGAAGAAUGUAAGAAACGACGUAUACAUAUAUAAUAAAACAGAAUAGGCUCACGCAGAGAAACGCCUGCACGUUCGGAAAAUGCGCUUCCCUUUAUAACGACACUCAUCCACACACACACACACACACACACACACACACAUCGUAUACACCAUGAUGCGGCAACGAAGAGGACCGAGUAUUAACACGUACGGAAUAUUGAGGCGUUAUUUCGAAAGACACCAGGGAAGAUUCCUUCUAUUCAGAUAAAUAUACGCGCAACAGUAUUAGAGUACAAUUUUCAGCUGUAUUUCUAUCUAAUAAUGCAGCUUCCGCUUGAAUUCCUUGAAACCAGAGCUCGUUCUUGCGUCUUCCAACGUUGAGAGUGCGGCUUUCUUUUCAGAGAAUCCGAAGGAAAAUAUGUUAUUAAAUGCAGCUUCUACGAAUUAUUAUUAGAUUCAAAUUGUUAAGAUACUGCAGCUGUUAUUUAUUCGCGUUCCAACAAUGUUUAUGUAGUCGAUUCAGUCGAGUCUUUUCUACCAAAUCAUAUUUAUUAGUAAAUAAGUAUGAGCUUAAAAGUAUUACGGUGUAUAUAUAUAUA
This is a messenger RNA of Nasonia vitripennis (jewel wasp), 2654 nucleotides long. RefSeq lists its product as uncharacterized. Lineage: Eukaryota; Metazoa; Arthropoda; Insecta; Hymenoptera; Pteromalidae. The coding region runs from base 1213 to 1818 and encodes 201 amino acids. The record is from RefSeq and is a predicted model, not a curated record. The transcript has 4 exons.